Molecule: messenger RNA, 1580 nt
Organism: Lotus japonicus
Lineage: Eukaryota; Viridiplantae; Streptophyta; Magnoliopsida; Fabales; Fabaceae
Exons: 12
Coding region: 254-1213 (319 amino acids)
Source: RefSeq, a predicted model, not a curated record
UUUUUGGUCAUUACAAAGAAGACAUGGGCUAAUGAUAUUUUUGGUCAACAACACGGGCUCAUAGUUUAUCUUCCAUACCUGGCCCAGUAACAUCUUUUCUUAGGCCCAAGCCCUCGCAACUAAAAACACCAUCCACGUAAUUUUGCACAACGAAACCCGGGUCACACACUCACAAACCGCGAAACGGCGCCGUUUUAAACUGGACUCAGGAUAUAAAAAACUGGUGCAUUCGAAAUGCAGAAGAAAAACGGUAAUGGAAUUGCUCAAGUUUUCCAAGUUCAAGCUCCAACUUCAAUCUCUCAUCACCGAAGUUCGAGAUCUCAGGGACAGAGAACGCUCCACCACCGAGCAGAAUGACCACCUAAUCCAGAAGCAUAAGCGGAUUGAGGAAGAGUGUAGCCGAAAGAUACAGGAAUUGCAGGACGAGUUGGGUUCUGUCAGAGAAGAGCGGCAGAAAUUGGAGAGAAAGGUGAAUUACCUUCAGAAUGACAAUGUGCUGCUUGAAAACAAGCACAAAGAGUUGAACGAAACCCUAAAUGGCUUACUUCAGUCUAGGGAAAGCUUUGUGAAUGCUUACGAGGAAUCUACUUCUCAUAUGAAACGUACAAUCGAAUCUAAAGAUAGGAUGCUUGGUGUCCUUUCAGAGAAGAUAAACUCUCAUCUAUUAUUAUUUGAUUCUAUAGCGAAGGAGGUGUUUUAUAUCAAGCAGACUGUGGAUAAAGUCCAGAACACUGUCAAUGAUAAAGAAGAAGUUGUGAUCAGCUUGAAAAACAAAAUGGAUCGGGUCUCUGCGUUUGAAAAUGAGUUUAUUGGACAUAUUUCUGACCAAAGGAAUAGACUGGAAAAUAACGAGGCUGCAUUAAGAAGAAAGGAUAGAGUCAUCUCAGAACUUGAAGCAAAGCUGGAUAGAGAAAAACUUAGCAAUAAUAGCCAAUCUCAAAUAGAAGAUCUUCAGAAAACUUUAUCAGCAAAGGAUGCAGAGAUACAUAAUUUGAUUUCAGACAAAGAGGCAUUACAUUAUGAAGUUGGAAGCUUAAGACUCAUAUUACAGAGGAUUCGGGACACUGUCACAAAUAUGAAUGAAGAGGACAAAAGGUUAUUCUCAUCAAUUUUGCAACAUAAAGAAGCAAGUGAAAUGGACAUAAAGAUUGCAGAUAAUAGGAUGGAAGAUAUUGUUCAAAACAAUAAAGUGGAGACUCAAGAACCUUCUUGAUCGGUCUCUUACAACUUACAAGGCACAGUCAAAAGAGGACUACGCAUUUUCCUUGAAGGUUUUCCCCCCUCUCAGGCUUCAGUGUUAGCAAUUGGCUGUUCUGUCUGAUCUUCAAAUAACCAAAGAAACACCUACUUGCAGUUUCCUUAAUUGAUCUUUGUGAAUGAUUUUUUUUAGUUUAGCUGUUUGUUUUAGGAUUUGUCAUUUAUUUCCACAUUUUCAGCAAUAAAUUGAAAUUCCUCUGACUAUUGUUGCAAAGUGAUUUCAGUUUCUUAGAUUAAAUCAAAGACCAAAAAAUGAACAGCAACCAUGUGCUGAAAACAUGUAACCCUGUAUAUUUAUCAAAACAUCUAAGAGACAUUAUGUA